Salvia miltiorrhiza (redroot sage) is the source of this 1907-nucleotide messenger RNA. RefSeq lists its product as uncharacterized. NCBI's taxonomy places the organism in Eukaryota, Viridiplantae, Streptophyta, Magnoliopsida, Lamiales, Lamiaceae. The transcript has 5 exons. Bases 559 to 1644 code for a protein of 361 amino acids. The record is from RefSeq and is a predicted model, not a curated record.
CAUUCUGGGGCUGGGAAAAGUAGUAUUUGGCUGAGUUUAACAUCUGAUGCUUUCGAGGAUCUCUCUCCCACACAAUCGGCAGCUCAAUGAUCUAUCUUCUUCGUGUUUGAUCUGGAUAUGCUCGUGUUUUUUAAUUAUAUGAUUCCGCUAAGUUUGUGCAUAAUAUAUUCAGUUUAGUUAAUGUGGUGGAAAUAGGAAAUUUCAAUGUGGAGAUUUUGAUAUUUUGUGUAGGGUCUUGAUUAAAAGGAUUGAGGAACUGUUGUGGUUAUUGACAUAGCUAAUGGGUUCAUUUCUUUUUCGAUACCGCAUGGCUGCACGCUUCGCCACCUCCGCUGCCAAGCGCUGCCUUCCGAUGCUUCCUUCUCUCUAUGGCCAACGUGUUCGAUCUAGCAAUUGCUUCUGGGGCCCCAGAAUCGGAACCCUAAUUCAACAGACCAGCAGAGAGUGGGAAAGUAGGAAGGUGGGUCCGACGAGAAUCUACGGUGCUGCGCCUACUUGGAAAAAGCUUGUGCCGCUAGGUAAUGAGGCAAUUGUUCCCUGCAUAUCCGAGACAAACAUAUGUCUUCCAAUGGACUCUCGGAUCACUUGUUUCCCAACUCUAAGCCUGUGCCUUACAUUUAUAUCCUCCACGCUGAUGAACAUGAAUAUAUGUAUUUUAGUGCACAUUCAGUUGAAGAGGAUGGGACCAUCUCUUCCUCACCAAAAUAUUACGUUUAUCCUCCAUCUCCUUUGAAGGAAACUUGUUACUUCACUGCCGUAAGUUGUAAUGGUCUAUUACAUUUUGAAAAUCUGCAGCAUGAUGAUUUUCUUUGGAACCCAACAACCAAUGAGUUUAAGGCCCUCCCUGACUCCUCCUUUGAUCACCAACACCCUCAUGGUGUUGUUGUUACCAAUAUUAAGCUUGGUUGUGUAAUGUGGUCUGACAAUAGAUGUGCAGAUAAUUUCAAAAUGCUGCAACUUGUUUUGGCUAAUACGGCAGAUGGUGAAGAUGAGAGUAGCAUUGAUCUGAGUUACCACAUUCACUUGUAUUCACUCAAAACUAAUUCCUGGAAGAAAAUACCAUGCUCGGAGUUUUUUUAUCUUCAGGGACCUGGUAUUACCAUUAAUGAGGUUUAUUAUGUUCCAGGAUAUUUAAUCGAAAAUGAAGAGAUUGGAGUUCUCCUUUCAUUUGACUUCUCUACUGAAACUCUUUCUAGUAUACCUGGGCCACCUAUCCAAAAUGGGUGGAGUUGUGUGAUUUUUUUAGAGUAUAAAGGCUUUUUUGGUUAUGUUCCAUGCUGGAAGGAUGAAAAUGAGAUACCGGUGAGAUUUGAACUUUGGGUUAUGAAGAAUGGAUCGUGGACAAUGGAAUCUGUUUUCCAUACAUGUGGUGUUUCAAGGCCGUUAUGGUUUUCGAGAAAUGGUGAGCUAUUGUAUUUUUCAAGCUUGAAUGAGGAAGUACUCGUGUUUGAUCGUGUCACUGGAAAGUUGAAUCAUCCCGGUAUCAAUUUUGGUUGGCCUGGAACAUGGCUAACUCCAUUUGUUGAGAACUUUGUUCAACUGAAUGGAAUUUCACAUGCUGAGGCUGAGGAUUUGGAGAAAGAAGAAGGAGGAGAAGAAGAAUACAUAAUUGAAGCACCUGAGGGACCAUUGAUGCAAGCGUAGUUUGAUAAUUCUAGCUUGUUAUCUUCCCUAUUUAUUAGAUAUAUAUUAGCGUAUUUUGAGAUAUAAUUAGGUUGUUAGCUUGGUAUCUUCCCUAUUUCUAGCGAAGUUGCAUACUGCACUAUGAAACUACUACUCACUGAUCUGAAAUUCUGGUUUUGUGGUUUACUGUCAUGUUAUGUGAUCAUCUCUUCAGUCUAUCUUGGGAAAUUGCUUCAUUGUAAUAACCCUUCAAGAUAAAUUUAUUGUUCCUUCUCUCGCUAAAA